Heterobasidion irregulare TC 32-1 is the source of this 1178-nucleotide messenger RNA. RefSeq lists its product as uncharacterized. The record is from RefSeq and is a predicted model, not a curated record. The annotation marks the transcript as partial. NCBI's taxonomy places the organism in Eukaryota, Fungi, Basidiomycota, Agaricomycetes, Russulales, Bondarzewiaceae. The transcript is spliced from 9 exons. Gene Ontology annotation, cellular component: Set1C/COMPASS complex. Gene Ontology annotation, molecular function: protein binding.
GUAGAUCCGUUUAACAUCACAUACCCGACCGCUGUCCAGACUUCUCUCCCCGCACAGGCCUGCCUCGCGCGGUUCGACCCUUCAGGAAGAUAUAUAGCAGCAGGGCGCAGCACAGGGAUGGCAGUAGUAUGGGACCUGGAGACGCGUGCAAUCGUGAGAUGGCUUGAGGGACACGUCAAGGGCAUCACCAACAUCGACUGGUCGCGGAACUCGAGGUUCGUGCUGACGAGCUCGUUUGACUGGAACGUUAUCAUCUGGGACCUGGCAGCGGACAUGGAUCCUCCGCAACGACACGCCACGAUCCGCUUCGAUGCUCCAGUGAGCUCUGCACACUUUCAUCCACGCAACUGUCAAAUCGUACUGGUCCUGUUGACCACAGGUGACGCGUACCUUGUCGACCUGAGAGAGAAACACAGAGGCCGUGUCGAGCUUUACGAAGUACAGGACGAAAGCGACGAGGAAGCGCAGAUCGCGGCUUCGAGGUCUGCUAUGACCGUGGCUCGUUUUGACCCUUCAGGUAAACACAUAUUCAUUGGCACCUCCGUCGGCUCCAUUCUGGUAUUCAAUACACGGACAAAAUCAAUGGUCGCCCGGCACAAAAUCGCGGGCGCUGGCAUCAUGCGGGGGCUCGACUUUGCAAAAUCAGGCCGGCGCCUCGUCACAAACUCGUCCGACCGGACGUUGCGGCAGUUCAACCUGCCGGCGUACUUGCCCCCGAACGCGGACCGAGAAUACAUCGAGCAGGAUCUCGAACCCUCGCAUCGCUUCAACGAUCCCAUCAGUCGCACGUCCUGGCACGGCAUGUCCUUCAGCCCUGAUGGAGAAUGGCUUGCAGGAGGCGCCGACGACCCUGCGACGCACAAAAUUUACAUAUGGGACAUCUCGAAUGACGGACAGUUUGCGAGCGCGCUCGAUGGUGGCCGGGAGCCGCUGGUGCACGUUCACUGGCAUCCGUCGAAACCGGCGAUCGCGUCGACAACCAAGCAAGGGAACAUUUUGAUCUGGCACUGUCCUACGCCGGAGCGAUGGGGAGCCUUCGCGGGCGGAUUUGAAGAGGUCGACGAGAACGUCGAAUACGAAGAACGCGAGGACGAAUUUGAUAUCGAGGACGAGAGCGAAAUCGCGCUACGGAAGAUGAAGGAAGAGGAUCAGGAGGUGGAUAUUUUGACCGGCGUUGA